This is a messenger RNA of Lycium ferocissimum, 752 nucleotides long. RefSeq names its product cytochrome b5. Gene Ontology annotation, cellular component: membrane; intracellular membrane-bounded organelle. Gene Ontology annotation, molecular function: heme binding. The transcript is spliced from 3 exons. NCBI's taxonomy places the organism in Eukaryota, Viridiplantae, Streptophyta, Magnoliopsida, Solanales, Solanaceae. Bases 63 to 464 code for a protein of 133 amino acids. The record is from RefSeq and is a predicted model, not a curated record.
AUUUUGCAACUACAAAAAAGAAGCAUUUGACAAUAACAAUUGUGGAUUAAGUGUUUGAGAAAAUGCCAACUCUAACAAAACUAUUCACAAUGGAAGAAACAUCUCUACACAACACUAAAGAUGAUUGUUGGGUUGUCAUUGAUGGCAAGGUAUAUGAUGUUUCAACUUAUUUGGAUGAACAUCCAGGGGGAGAUGGUGUUCUACUUGAUGCUACAGGAAAAGAUGCCACAGAUGAAUUUGAAGAUGCUGGACACAGCAAAGAUGCAAGGGAACUGAUGGAGAAAUUCUUCAUUGGGGAGCUUGAUCCAUCAUCCACUUCCAUCCCAGACGUUGGGAUUGUCAAGAAGGCGGGCAAAAAUAUUCCUAAGAAGGUUAUGGAGAUAACUAAGCAAUAUUGGUUCGUUCCUGUAGCAGUUGUUGGCAUCUCUGUGGUGGUCGGCUUCUUGUACACACGCAAGAAGUAAUAUCAGUUAGAUAUUCCCUCUUGGAUGUUAGUAAUGUUGUGCAACAUAGACUGGAAAAAGUAUUCACCAUAUCUUUGGAGGUUCAGGAAUUUUGGGACAUGAUUGCUGAAUGCCCAUUUUUGUUACUGUUUGAGAUGACAAGAAAUUUUCCAAAACAAAUUAUCACAAAUAGGCAUUUCAAUACAGAGUUGCUGUCAUUUUAUAUUGAUAAGAGUUUUCAUUGUCCGUAUAACAUUUCUGAGGAUAUAAAAUAAAGCACUCAGAAAUGACAUAUUAUCUUUUUCUCUA